AGCCCUUAUGCCCGACCUGCUGUCCUAGCGUCACAUGCAGGUCCUUGCAGGCACCAAUCUGUGUUUUGUGUAAUAUGUCUGCAGUCUUUGACCAUCUCUCACACCAUGUUGGCAGUCUCUUACCAUCUUCAACACCCAUAUCUGUAGUUUCUGGUCAUCUCUUGUAUCAUGUCUGCAGUCUCUGACAGUCACCUGCAGCAUGUCCAGUCUCUGACCAUCUUUUGUAUCAUGUCUGCGGUUUAUGACCAUCUCUUGUAUCAUGUCCACAGUCUCUGAC
Messenger RNA from Staurois parvus, 277 nucleotides. The record is from the annotation of a GenBank genome assembly. NCBI's taxonomy places the organism in Eukaryota, Metazoa, Chordata, Amphibia, Anura, Ranidae.